AAAAGUUUCCCGGGCCUUUUGGGGUCAUUUUUUGUGGAGCUACCUCGUCCAAUGACCGAUUGUUUGUCGAUGUGUCGUGGAGUUAUUACCUUACCCUCAGUGUGGCGAGGAGCGUCUUGUAGUAAACAUUGCCCGGUCCUAGCCAGUGACCAGGAUAGUGUGGCCGCCUUCACUCUUUCGCAGUGCUUACCUACUUCUGCAGCUAGGUGUACAAAGAUGACAUCUCUACCGUCCAUUUCCCUCAUUCUUCUGCUCGCGUUGUGUUCCACCGUCCUGUGUUCGAGCCGUCUCUCAGCCGAGCGCGAGCGUGACCGCUGGCUGCGCUCCGGAGGUCGCGCCGGUGACCCAGAGGUUGACCUGAGGCGCUCUGAGAUCAGCUCCUGGCGCACAGGUCGCGCUGGAGACUGGCGCCGCGACAGGUCCGACCGGUACACCGAGAGGUACAGCUCGCGACGCUGGCAGAGACCGGGAGAAUCUCGAUCGGACGCCGUAUCUCGUCCAACUACCCCCGACACACCAGCGGUGAAGACGAGCUCACCUGCGGCGUCAUCAGGACGAGCCAGUCAGAAAACUCACUCAGCUGCCUCCAAAACUACCGAGGCAGUCUCCGAGGAGAGACGGCGUCACUACGAACAGCGGGUGUCGUCCCAGGGCUGGCGACAGGCCGAUGAUAACAGGAGACCCUGGCGUUACGGAGAUAGGGCGCCGACCCGUACCGCGACUGCCAUGCAGAAGCAGCCGAUAGAGGACCUGAGCACAGAGAGCACCCGACACGGGUCCAUGGAGAGCAUCGAACCCUAUGAAGAGCUCAAAGAAAACCGCACAGUCACGCGUCAGGGAAAAUUUUUGUCGUUGCUGAAGCUGGUGCGUUUCACGAAUUUCGUGUGUAACGCCACGUCGGGCUCGAACGGCACGUGCUACACCUCAGCCGAGUGUUCACGACUCGGUGGGGUGGAGGAGGGCACGUGCGCACAGGGAUACGGAGUCUGCUGCGUCGUGAUGAAGAGCUGUGGCGACACGACCAACGUCAACAACACGUAUUUUGUCAACGAGAACUACCCGUCCUCGUACGACGGCACUGGCUCGUGUCAGCUGCAGGUCACCAAGGCCAACUCCAACAUCUGCCAGCUCAGACUUGAUUUCGACAUAUUCACCAUCUCCCAGCCGGAGUCGACGAACCACCUGUGUCUGAACGAUCAGUUUGUGGUGGACGCCGCCAGUCCGGUGCCGUCCAUCUGCGGCAUCAACACCGGCAACCACAUGUACAUCGACACGGGGGUGCUGAACACGUCGGCACCCAUCACGCUCUCCGUGGUCACCUCCGGAGUCACGUUCGCCCGCUCCUGGAAGAUCCGCGUCUCACAAAUUCCGUGCAACGAACUGUACACAGCGGAGCCCGGCUGCUUGCAGUACCACACCGGCGUCUCGGGAAAGCUACAGUCCUUUAACUUUGAGUUCACCUCCGGCCUGCAGCUGUCCAACCAAGACUACGCCAUCUGCAUACGCAUGGAGAGGAACUUCUGCGGCAUUCAGUACCAGCCCUGCGUCGAUGCCGCGGGCAGCUCGGCCGGCUCGUUCUCCCUCGGAGGCAGCUCUGCCACGCCUGUGAACGCCGUCACGGGCAGCAGCUGUUCCUCUGACUGGCUCAUCGUCCCCUGCGCCUCCGAUAACGUGAACAGCCCCCUGACGACGAUGAGCGACGGCAACGUAUGCGUGGACCGUCUGUGUGGCGACCAGUUCAACACCGUCUCCGGCUCCACGGCCUCUGCCGCCGCCUACAGUUUUACCAAGCCGUUCCGUCUUUUCUACCACACUGACUCCCAGGAGGGAGCCAGCACGCCGGCAGAGGACGGAAACCGGGGAUUCUGUCUGGACUAUGUACAGCAGCCGUGCACGUCCUAAGUCCAGGUGUUGGACAAUGAUUGUACAAUGUUGUUCGCUGUUACCCCUCCUUCCUGUUGAUACGAGAGUACUGUGGAGUGUUAAGAGUGUUUGUAAACAGUAGUGAAAUGUCUUUUUGAGCCCUGAAUGUGAAGCGUGGUUGUGUUUUUGCCUACUUGCUGGAAUGCGAAUUUGAGCAUUGUUGGAUAGAUAGUCCUCGAUUGCCUCUUCAAGUGAAGCACAUUUUUUCUUAUUGGAAAAUGAAAUUUCGUGUUUCGCACGAUAGAAUGUAAAUACGCAUUGGUUUGCUGAACAUUAACAUAUGAACACGUAUACUACUGAUAUUAAUGUCACAAACAAGGGAGAGUAGGUGCACGGCUGGAUGGGGUGCAUUAUGAAAGUACAAGUGUAUAAAUAAAGCAAGUAGAUCCACAAGCAUCAAAUA
Molecule: messenger RNA, 2326 nt
Organism: Amphibalanus amphitrite
Lineage: Eukaryota; Metazoa; Arthropoda; Thecostraca; Balanomorpha; Balanidae
Exons: 9
Coding region: 52-1902 (616 amino acids)
Source: RefSeq, a predicted model, not a curated record